AUGCCGGUCAAGAUGUUCGUCUUUCUGUACCGCAGCCCUCAUCUGACACCGGAAGAAUUCAAGAAGCGCUACGAAGCGCACAUCAAACUGGUCAAGAAGCUAGCAGGCGCAGAUUUCCCUCUUUCUCAUCAUCGAAAUUAUAUCUCCCGCAGUACAAUUGAGAUUCCCCCAGAUGGCUCCACCACACGCAACGCCUUUACCCCGGCUACUAUAUUGCGCGGGAGACAGGCAGACUUUGACUUUGACGCCUACGCCGAACUCACGUUCGCGAAUCAGGCUGCUUAUCAGGCCUUUGCGGCCAAGAUAUAUGCUCCGGAUGCCGCUGCUCAGAUGACUGCUGAUGAGGAUAAGUUUCUGGAUCGGCUGAAGAUGGGAAUCGCCUUGGUGGGGGAGGUGAGGGUUACUGUGAAAUGA
This is a messenger RNA of Penicillium digitatum Pd1, 414 nucleotides long. RefSeq names its product EthD domain-containing protein. Lineage: Eukaryota; Fungi; Ascomycota; Eurotiomycetes; Eurotiales; Aspergillaceae. The record is from RefSeq and is a predicted model, not a curated record. Gene Ontology annotation, molecular function: oxidoreductase activity.